AUGAAAUUCGACACAAUGCUUGAUGAUAUUCUAAUGCAGCCGAAUGAAAUCGUUAUAUCAGUGCAAUGUUUUCGUUCUGUUGAUCCUCGAUUCUUAUGUUUCGAAAAAAACGAUCUCAUAGAAAUUACUCAACAAACCGCAGAUGGUGGUUUGAUGGGAAGACUUCUCACAUCACCCGACAAAAUUGGUAUCGUUCAGCCGGAAUUCGUACGGAAAUAUCGAAUAUCGUCUUCUUCUUUGCGCAGUUCAUCGCUGAGUCAAAUUAUGUCUUCAAUGCAUUCUAAUGGAACGAGUGGACUAUUAUCACCAGAACGUCAUGACUCGUUGUUAUCAGUUUUCCUUCCAAAAUCGGUUUCUAUUCCUCAUCGUCGUUCGUCAAUGUCGACAGAUAGCAUUAUGUCAGUAAAAAGUCCAAUAUCAGAAGACUACGUUAAUAUUGACAUUGUCGGUCAGCAGUGGUAUCAAGGUUCUUUAGAAAGGCGAGAAUCAGAAAACAGAUUGCGUGGUAUGCCUGAUGGUACUUUCCUUGUUCGGUUCAGUAACACACAGCAAAAAUAUGUAGUAAGCAUAAGUUUUAAUGGCGAUGUAAAACAUACGAAAAUAGAACAAACAUCUGACAGUCGAUUUUAUUUGGAUGAAAGCAAUACUUUUGCUAGUGUCGUUGUGAUUAUCAGAAUUUUAUCAGACUUAUUCACUUUACAAGCUUUGAAAUUUCGAAGUAAAAAAAAAAGAAAUAAUUUGACUGAUAAUUUCCAGGAAUUAAUAAAUUAUUAUCGGGAACAUAAUCUCCGAGAAUCAUUCGAGACUCUGAACACUACGCUUCGACAAGCGUACGUCGCGAAUCGACCCUAUGUUGCCAUUCAUAAUUUCGAAGCGACGAAUUCAAACUUUUUAGAACUGGUUGUUGGGCAACACGUUGAUGUCAUUAGUAGGUUGGGUGAAGAUAGAGGCUGGUGGAAAGGUAGAACGGGCAAUAGGAUUGGUUAUUUUCCGCUUACUUAUGUAGUCCCAGCUGAAUAA
Messenger RNA from Dracunculus medinensis (Guinea worm), 1020 nucleotides. NCBI's taxonomy places the organism in Eukaryota, Metazoa, Nematoda, Chromadorea, Rhabditida, Dracunculidae. The record is from the annotation of a GenBank genome assembly.